GUAGGUCUACUGAACAAAACGUCUUAGGCAUGCAUGGAUUAACCAAUCAUCAUGGAUCCUUUGAAGAUUUUUAUUCCUACUUUCAUACGGAUGAAGACCCUGAACUAGGAUCGAAUAGAAACAGAUUAAGUAGUACUUUAGACGAGGAGUUAGAACCAGUGACCUUGACAUGGAAAGAUGUCAACGUGUAUGCCUUACCAAAGAAAGGGGGAUGUUGUCAACGAGGCAAGGCGCAACCCACCCCAAAGCAAAUAUUGACAAAUGUCAAUGGAAUGAUAAAACCCGGAAAGCUGAUGGCUGUCAUGGGUGCAAGCGGAGCAGGAAAAUCUACGUUGCUGAACGUUCUCACCUAUAGAAACAGAGGAAACCUAAUCUUACAAGGCGACGUUAGAGUCAACGGCGUGAUAGUGGACAAAACGAAAAUAGCCAACAUCUCAGCUUACGUCCAGCAAGACGAUCUGUUCAUAGGGACGCUAACCGUCAGAGAACAUCUUACGUUUAGAGCGUUACUUCGCAUGGACAAAAGAAAGACCAAAGCAGAAAGACUGAAGAAAGUAGAAGAUGUUAUCCUUGAGCUUGGUUUAACCAAAUGUGCUGAUACAGUUAUUGGGUUACCAGGCAGGCUUAAGGGGAUUUCUGGGGGAGAAAUGAAGAGGCUCUCAUUUGCUUCAGAGCUGCUAACGAAUCCUCCAUUGAUGUUUUGUGACGAGGCUACUUCCGGUUUAGACUCAUUCAUGGCAUUCAGUGUCAUACAAGCUUUGAAGACUAUGACAAAAAGUGGCAGAACCAUCUUGUGCACAAUUCACCAACCACCGUCAGAAGUCUUUGAGUUAUUUGAUGAGCUGUUUCUUUUAGCUGAGGGAAGAGUAGCAUUUUCAGGACCAAUGCCAGAUGCACUUGAGUUCUUCAAAACCAAUGGGUAUCCCUGCCCUGUAAAUUAUAACCCAGCGGAUCACUAUAUUCUUACUCUAGCAGUCAUACCUGGAAAAGAAACAGAUUGCAAAGCACGAGUUCAAAAAAUUUGUGACAAAUUUGAGGCCUCAGAGGCAUGUAAAACAAUGAAAGAAGAGAUGAAUGGAAUGUGUGAUCACAGACAAGUGUCCCAAAAAUUUAUUUUAAAUACCCUGAGCGACACAACAAGGUAUGGUGCAUCCUUUAUCCAGCAGUUAAGAUCAGUGUUCUGGAGAAGCUGGAUAACAAGUAUACGAGAUCCACUCAUAGUCCGGAUCAAAUUCAUCCAGACCAUUUUUUUUGCUUUGAUUCUGGGAAUCAUUUAUCUGAAAACAGACGAUGAUUAUGCACAAGACGACAUCAUGAACAUUAACGGAGUCAUCUUUGUUAUCAUCACCAACCUCAGCUUUAACAACAUCUUCUCUGUUCUGAAUGUUUUCCCAAUAGAAGUACCCAUAUUUUUAAGGGAGUAUGGCACAGGGCUGUAUGGUGUAGGAGUCUAUUAUAUGAGCAAAACACUAGUGGAGAUACCCUUUCUAAUCGUCAUCCCGGUUAUAUUUAUGUCCAUACUCUAUUGGAUGAGUGGUUUAAUUCAUGACGGAUAUGCGUUUCUGGUGGCCACGGGAGUAGCUAUCGUGAUAUCAAACACCGCUGCCUCAUUUGGUUACGUGGUGUCUGCAGCAGCCCCAACAGUCACUGCAGCUCUAGCAAUAGCCCCAGCUCUCAUGAUACCUUUUCUAUUAUUUGGAGGAUUUUUCCUCAACAGUGGGUCCAUCCCUGACUGGCUCAUAUGGUUUAAAUAUCUAUCCUGGUUCUCUUAUGGAAACGAAAUGUUGGUUGUAAAUCAGUGGGAUGAUGUGAACAAUAUAGCAUGUACGUCUAAUUCGACAUGUAUUCCACGUGGUGAGCUAGUCAUUAAGAGUCUAAGUUUUGAUAAGGACAAUUUCUAUCUAGAUCUGGGACUACUCUUUGCUCUAUUUAUAGGAUUCAGACUGAUUUCCUUUAUUGUCCUGCUAAUAAGGGCAAAAAGGUCAUCGUCUUAAGACUUCCAUUGCCAUGCAGUGUUUUAUUAGUUAUCUUGUACAUUUGUAUUCAAUAAUUUAUUCAUUUUGUUAUUCUUUUGUAAGUUAACAUGUGAUAUUGACUUCAAUAUCUUCUCAGAAAUCCAGUAGGCUUACAAAUGUAAAUGAAUUCAUGGGAGAUUUAGAUGAAGCUUUAAUGGGUUAAUUGGUUUAUGUUCUUUAUGGUUUAAUAAUUAUAUAUUCUUUUUUGCAUUUAUUCAUUUAUAUCAGAUUAACUGAGGUUUUAUGUAAUAUGUGAUAUACAGAAAUAAGUUAAUAGUCGUCUAAGUGUACAUGUAUAUAUAACUGAACAAUAACGAAAUAUGUUUGCGAAAAGGAUUGAGAUUGAUAAUUAUGUCCGAUGAUAUGAAACACGUUUUUUAUUUACCUUAGAGCCUGACCUAAAUACACUCCUGUAAACAGCUGAUUUGACAAUUUUAAAGUUGCAGUGAAAAUGUGCUGACAAAAACGUGAUAUUUCAUGUUCAGUUUAACUGCGGAAUAAUACAUGUUCAUUUGCUUUUAUGGCAAGUUGUAAGCUAAAAACAUGACAUACUGUGCUUAUGUUAUCUCUACCUUUAUUUAUAUACAGUACAUUAAAAUAAAUAUAUUAAUCUAUCUGAAAUUAUUGUUAGAUUAAAUGAAAUAUUAGAAAAUCUAACUUUUUUUAAAAUUCUUUUCAAAAAUAUUUCUCCCUUCAAUUUGU
Molecule: messenger RNA, 2717 nt
Organism: Saccostrea echinata
Lineage: Eukaryota; Metazoa; Mollusca; Bivalvia; Ostreida; Ostreidae
Product: protein white-like
Exons: 21
Coding region: 30-1994 (654 amino acids)
Cellular component (GO): plasma membrane
Molecular function (GO): ABC-type transporter activity; ATP binding; ATP hydrolysis activity
Source: RefSeq, a predicted model, not a curated record